AUGGUUGUCAGUGAGCUGUGCAACCCGGUUCUCCAGGCCCAGGAGGGUCAGAUGAAGCGGGAGCUUGUAACUUCAGUUUGUGGUGUGGACACUGUCAACAUGUACCUCACCAGCAUUUCCUUUUAUACAGGUUGCUGCUGUGGAGCAGAGAAUGUGGAGGCACCGACGGAACAGAAGGUUUCCGUUAGAGAGUCCCAAGCAAGGAAUCCCAAGUUAGCCUUGUCUUCCCAGAAGAGCCACCCCUGUGAGAGUUGUGGGCUCAUCUUGGGAAACAUUUUCUCCAUGCUGGAGCUGCAGGGAACACAACAUAGACAGAUAAUGUUGAGGUGUGGGGCAUGUGCAAAAUGGUUUUACUUCAGUGUAAAAUUUCACCAAUGGCAUGUAAGAGAGAAGACUUUCAUUAGAGGUGUGGACAGGAUCUCACGUUCAAACAGCUGCAAUUUCAGUGUGUCCCAGAAUUGUUUCACCUAUGGAGAGGAUGGGCAGGAUGUCCUCCACCUAAAGGCUCCUCAGACUAGUGACAGUCCCAAUGCUAUUUCAACCCGUGGGAUGACGUUUCAAAGGAGAAAAAAUUGUUACGCCAGAGAAGAAUGUAAGAAAGACAUUAGUUGCAACAACAUGUUUAUUCAGGAAAAGGGUGUCCAUGUUGUAAGUCGAUGUUUUGUGUGCUCUGAAUGUGGGAAAUCUUUUACAAAAAACUCUCGCCUUCAUUAUCAUCAGAGAAUUCACAGAGGAGAAAAGCCUUAUCAAUGCAGUGAAUGUGGGAAAACUUAUACCACUAACACCAGCCUUCGUAGUCAUCAAAGAAUUCACACUGGAGAAAAGCCUUAUCAAUGCAAUGACUGUGGGAAAACUUAUACAACUAACACCUACCUACGUAAGCAUCAGAGAGUUCAUACAGGAGAAAAGCCUUAUAAGUGCAGUGAAUGUGGGAAAAGUUAUACCACUAACACCAACCUUCGUAGUCAUCAGAGAAUUCACACUGGAGAAAAGCCUUAUCAAUGCAAUGACUGUGGGAAAACUUAUACAACUAACACCUACCUACGUAAGCAUCAGAGAGUUCAUACAGGAGAAAAGCCUUAUAAGUGCAGUGAAUGUGGGAAAUCUUUUACAAGGUCCUUUGGUCUCCAAUAUCAUCAGAGAGUUCACACAGGAGAAAAGCCUUAUAAAUGCAGUGAAUGUGGAAAAUCUUUUACCAGUAGCACUGCACUUCAUUGUCAUAGGAUGUUUCACACAGGAGAAAAGCCUUUUAAAUGCAGUGAAUGUGGUAAGUCUUUUACAAGGAGCACUCUUCUCCAGUAUCAUCAGAGAGUUCACACAGGAGAGAAGCCUUAUCAAUGCAGAGAAUGUGGGAAAGCUUUUACCUUGAAAGAUAUCCUCUGUCGUCAUCAGAGAGUUCACACAGGAGAAAAGCCUUUUAAAUGCAGUGAAUGUGGCAAAUCUUUUACCUGGAGUAGUACGCUUCAUAAUCAUCAGAUAGUUCACACUGGAGUAAAGCCUUAUAAAUGCAGUAAAUGUGAGAAAUCUUUUACCUGGAGUAAUGCCCUUCGUCAUCAUGAGAGGGUUCACACUGGAGAACAACCUUAUAAAUGCAGUGAAUGUGGAGAAACUUUUACAACUAGAAGCCAUCUUCAAUAUCAUCAGAGAGCUCACACUGGAGAAAGCAGUUCUGAGUGUCACACUGGAGAAAGGCCUUAUGAGUACAGUGAAUAUGGGAAAGCUUUUAGCAGUAUUAACAGCCUAGGUGAAUAUGAAGCUUUGCGCACUGAAGAAAGGCCCUAUGCGCGCAAUGAAUGUGGAAAUCCUGUUACCAAUAGCACUGCCGUCUAUUAUGAUCAGAGCCUUCUCACAGCAGAAAGGCCUUAUGAGUGCAAUGAGUGUGGGAAAUCUUUUACUCACAUCAGUAACUUUCAUUGUCAUCGGAGAAUUCACACUGGAGAAAAGCCUUAUAAAUGUAGUGAAUGUGGAAAGUCUUUUUCAACUUUCAAUGCUCGCAAAUAUCAUCAUUACAGAGUGCACUCUGGAGAAAGGCCUCAUCACUGCAGUGAAUGUGGGAAAUCUUUUAUCACUUUGUCUCACCUUCAGAAGUCAUCAGAGGGUUCAUACAGGAGAAAGCCUUAUAAAUGCAAUGAAUGUGGGAAAUCUUUUGCCCAGAGCGGUAGCCUUCUUUCUCACCAGAGCAUUCACUCUGAAGAUAAGCCUUAUAUAUGUGGUGAAUGUGGGAAAGCUUACAACUGUUUCAUGAAACUUUGUCUUCAUCAAAGAGUGCACACUGGAGAAAGGCCUUUUCGCUGCAGUGAAUGUGGGAAAUCUUAUACCAGGCAAAGUGCACUUUGUCAGCAUCGGAGAAUUCAUAGAGGAGAAAAGCCUCAUAAAUGCAGUGAAUGUGGGAUGACUUUCAACCAAAGAGCGAUGUCCAUCGCCGUCAUCAGAGAAAUCAUGCAGGACUGA
Molecule: messenger RNA, 2451 nt
Organism: Myotis myotis
Lineage: Eukaryota; Metazoa; Chordata; Mammalia; Chiroptera; Vespertilionidae
Product: oocyte zinc finger protein XlCOF6-like
Exons: 5
Coding region: 1-2451 (816 amino acids)
Source: RefSeq, a predicted model, not a curated record